AUGCCACGAACGAAGUCUAUCCUCGCGUUCUUGCUAGCCUUGAGCUUUUUCUUCAGUAGCGCUCAAGCUGUUAGGAUGUCUCAAGCAGCUAGGCUUGCUCAAGGACGUAACGGUCGAAGGAUCAUCGGCUAUGCAACAGUUAGUAGGAGAGAGGCUAGGGAUAUCAAUCAACACUAUGCGCUAGUUGUCUCUUCAUCCUUAAUCAGUGAUCAAUUGGGACACGGCUUUUAUAUCGCAAACCAACCUGAUGUCUUGCAAGGUGAAACGGGGAGUUGGUAUUGUGUUAUCAAAGCGAAUCGGGGGUUGAUGAUGAAUGUCGGCAAAGCAUGGAUCCCGGAAUCUUAUUUUGACAGUAAUAUGAUUGAGGAACAAGACGUAUGGGACCAAGGCGAAGAUGCUGUCGUGGAAUACAUCGCGACAUUGAUGGAAAGGCCCACGGAAGCGCUGCGCUUCUCUUGGGUUAAAGGUAUGCAUUGGAGGUCUCAGAUGGUUAUUCCAUCGAAUGUGAUAACAGGAGAUAAAUUGGGUUUUUGGGCCAAAUGCUACAGAUCAAAAGAUGAGCUGGCAGGGCAUUGGAACGAUUUCAUUGAUUGGGAAGAGUGGAAUAUUGACGGAGAUCGUUCAAGGCCGACCAGUACUCCUUAA
Messenger RNA from Drepanopeziza brunnea f. sp. 'multigermtubi' MB_m1, 645 nucleotides. Lineage: Eukaryota; Fungi; Ascomycota; Leotiomycetes; Helotiales; Drepanopezizaceae. The record is from RefSeq and is a predicted model, not a curated record.